AGGGCCUGCCUACUUCCUUUGCUAGGCUGCUGCUGGUCAGUGUGCAUGGCUCCUGCCACCCUGCUCCUGGCAGGACCCUGAGGAGUCAUCCAGCACCCAAGGGAAGCAUAGCCAGGGAAAGAAGGGGGAGCCAGCAGCCCUGUAGGAUGAUGGUCUGUAGAACUCUUUCAAAGUGAACAGGCCAUGGCACAGGCAGGCGGGCUGCCACAGGCCAGCACUACUUCUGGCCAGCCCCACGUGAGCAAGCUGGUUCUGCUUGGAAGCAGUUCUGUGGGCAAGACCAGCUUGGCCCUCCGGUACAUGAAGCAGGACUUCAGCAAUGUCUUGCCAACUGUGGGGUGUGCCUUCUUCACCAAGGUGGUGGAUUUGGGCUCCUCAUCUCUGAAGCUUGAGAUCUGGGACACAGCCGGCCAGGAGAAGUACCACAGUGUCUGCCACCUCUAUUUCAGGGGUGCCAAUGCUGCGCUCCUGGUUUAUGACAUCACCCGGAAGGAUUCCUUUCACAAGGCCCAGCAGUGGCUGGAGGACCUGGAGAAGGAGUUCCAGCCAGGAGAGGUGGUGGUGAUGCUAGUUGGCAACAAAACGGAUCUCGGCGAGGAGCGGGAAGUGACCUUCCAGGAAGGAAAAGAGUUUGCGGAGAGCAAAAGCUUGCUGUUCAUGGAAACCUCUGCCAAGCUGAACUACCAGGUGUCUGAGAUCUUCAAUACUGUUGCCCAGGAGCUAUUGCAGAGAGCAGGAGACAGGGGGAGCAGCAGCCCACAGGAAGGUGAGGCUGUGAGUCUGAACCAGGAACCUCCGGCCAGGCAGCGCCAGUGCUGUGCAUGAUAGCCACUGCAGGAGAGUGGGUGGAGGACAUCUCGGCUGUGCUUUAGAGGGUCCCCAGCCCAAGCUACAUCUUCACAACAAAUCUGCUGGCUCUUUGUCCAUUCAUGUUCUCUGUCAGAGAUGGCUUAUGCUCAAGCCCUGCUGGCUGCCAAAGCUUGGAAUUUCCUUUGUAAUAACUGCUUGCCAAAGCUGAUGGGAACUGUCUCACAGAGGAUCCAGGGUCAAAUGGCUCCCAGAAGACUGUCAGCCUUACCUUACCAGAUACCCAGAUACCUGGAUGCCCUGAGCCAAGUCUACCUGCUCCACCUGGGCUGGCUCUUUCAGCUUCCUUGAAACCAUCGCAGAAGAGUUAAAUGAAGCAGAGAAUACUCAUGAACUGGAAAAAUUCUUUGAUCCGUGGGAUGGGAGGACAGAUGCUUCAUCCUGGGCAGCUGGCCAUAACUGGACCAUGUUCGUUCUGAGAACUGUUGGGAGAAGAGAAGGGGCAUCGAUACAAGGAAUAAUGCAGAGAUGAGCCCAAGAUUCUAAGUCCCAUUGAGGUGAUGCUGGAGAGACAGUCUGGAACAGUGUCUGGGAUGGAAGUGUCCCCCUUCCAGCUGUGAGUGGACGGAGCCAGGUUUCUAUCUGGUGAUCUGAGGACUCUAAAACCCCUGUCCUGAGAGGAACACUGUGCUCUCUCGUGUCCUUUUCUCCAAAUAUUAAAUUAAAUGUCUUGACAAUCCGA
Grammomys surdaster is the source of this 1549-nucleotide messenger RNA. It is a transcript of the gene Rab17, whose product is annotated as RAB17, member RAS oncogene family. NCBI's taxonomy places the organism in Eukaryota, Metazoa, Chordata, Mammalia, Rodentia, Muridae. The record is from RefSeq and is a predicted model, not a curated record. The coding region runs from base 184 to 825 and encodes 213 amino acids. The transcript has 6 exons. Gene Ontology annotation, molecular function: GTPase activity; GTP binding.